AUGAAGCUUUCCACUGCUCUUCUCAUCUCUGCCUCUGCUGCUCUCACCAGCGCUACUGGUCCAGAUUACGACCCAGCAACUGGAAAAUGGACCUGCCACGUCCCAGACGCCGUCUACUGCGCCGGCGACUCCCUCAAGACAAACAUCAUCAUCCGCUGCACCGGUCUCGUCGGACAGCCCGGGAAUUGCAAUGAUAACCUUGCUGGCGAGCCGCCUGUGGGCGUGCAGCCCACGCUCUGUUAUGCGCCGCAGCUGCACAGCGCUGCUUGUGUGAAGAACUGCAUCGUCUACGGCGGGUCCGGUAACCUCGACGGCACAUUCCCUCUCCCAAAAGACCCUACAACCACCACGGAAGAGCCAACUGCCACCACAAUCACGCACACCGCUGAGCCCACCGAACCUACCGAUGAGGCGACUGUCACGGUGACGAUCUUUACGUGUGAUAAUGUCACCCCGCUCCCACCAUCGACCGUCGUGACCCACACGAACGGGACUGGUAUCGUGCACCCGACUGGUGGAGACACCAACACGCCUGUUGGUCCUACGUCGACUAACAUCCCACCCAUUCCUAACGCUGGUGGCGCGAAUUCGGCGAGCUUGGGAAUGGUGGUGUUGGCGGCUGCUUUUGCUUUCAUGGUUUGA
This is a messenger RNA of Pseudogymnoascus verrucosus, 642 nucleotides long. RefSeq lists its product as uncharacterized. NCBI's taxonomy places the organism in Eukaryota, Fungi, Ascomycota, Leotiomycetes, Thelebolales, Thelebolaceae. Bases 1 to 642 code for a protein of 213 amino acids. The transcript has 4 exons. The record is from RefSeq and is a predicted model, not a curated record.